UUUCAAUUCCAAGCUUCUGAGGUCACUUAAGAUAAUCUUAUAAAAUCACACCAAAUAACAUAAAGAAUUGGAAGUCAGUCACGUAAUGUAAACCUUAUUCUUCUUCAAUGAGACUUAUUAAUGAGACUUAUCCCUCAUACAUCAUUAAUGAGUAAACAAGUACGUUAUCAAUAUAAUUGAUAUUGUACCUCUUCACUCUUCACAUUUCCCACAAUGUGCAGUUGUCUUAUUUGAACUACGGAAUACUUAGUCCAGCACUUAAGACAAGUAUAAAACCCAUUUUAUAUAAUGGCGACUAUCCAACGCCGCUUUUUUCACCAGACCCUCCGCUAUCUCAGCCAUGAGAAUCCCCUCGGUCUACCCCGAACGGGCUCAAUCCCUCGCAUGCAGCGCGGGCUCCCAGAGCGCCGCAAGAUCAAAGACGUCGCAAAAGUGGUCGCCGUAUCAUCUGCCAAGGGUGGUGUAGGCAAGAGCACCGUCGCCGCGAAUUUAUCUCUAGCUUUCGCAAGGAUGGGUUACCGCUCCGGUAUCCUCGACACCGAUAUCUUUGGGCCCUCUAUACCUACGCUUUUCGACUUGAGCGGAGAACCGCGGUUAUCAUCUAAUAACCAAUUAUUACCCUUGUCCAAUUACGGUGUCAAGACUAUGUCUAUGGGCUAUCUAGUUGGUGAGGAUGCGCCUGUCGUGUGGCGGGGCCUUAUGGUAAUGAAGGCCCUACAACAGCUCCUUCACGAGGUCGACUGGGGUGGUCUAGACGUCCUAGUACUCGAUCUACCACCUGGGACAGGAGAUACACAACUCAGUAUCACACAACAAAUCAUACUUGACGGCUCUAUCAUUGUAACCACGCCGCAUACUCUGGCAGUAAAGGACGCGGUAAAGGGGAUCAACAUGUUUAAAAAGGUGAAUGUGCCCCUGCUCGGCUUGGUACAAAAUAUGUCACUAUUUAACUGCCCACACUGCCAUCAUGAUACGGCAAUCUUCGGAUCCGGCGAACGUGUUAAGGAAGUUUGCACAGAAUAUGCCAUCGAUCUACUCGGUGAUAUUCCAUUGCAUCAGAACGUCGGAGAUGACGGCCAGAAGGGGAAGCCAACCGUGGUCUCCGAGCCUGACAGUGGUAGAGCACAGGCCUUCAUGGAUAUUGCUAAGCUAGUAGGGUCGAAGGUGGGCUUAUAACACUUGACUACAGUGGCCGUUUCGGUUCCUGCCAUUACGAAAAUUUAGCAAAUCAGUCCACAAUUUAGUAUUGGGGUCAUUGCGGUAGCAAGAAAAACUCUCCAUAUAAAAGUUGGUAUAUUGAUGCUCAAUGCUCGGUUAUAGGAGCCGAUGCGCUAAAUAGAGCGUCUAGUCCAGGGGCUAUGUUAGCAUCCAUAGAACCUAAUUAGGGACAAAGGGGAUC
Messenger RNA from Daldinia vernicosa, 1399 nucleotides. Its product is annotated as P-loop containing nucleoside triphosphate hydrolase protein. Gene Ontology annotation, biological process: iron-sulfur cluster assembly; mitochondrial respiratory chain complex I assembly. The record is from RefSeq and is a predicted model, not a curated record. Lineage: Eukaryota; Fungi; Ascomycota; Sordariomycetes; Xylariales; Hypoxylaceae. The coding region runs from base 289 to 1176 and encodes 295 amino acids. The transcript is spliced from 5 exons. Gene Ontology annotation, cellular component: mitochondrion. Gene Ontology annotation, molecular function: ATP binding; ATP-dependent FeS chaperone activity; 4 iron, 4 sulfur cluster binding.